GUAGAGAGCAACUUAACUUUGAUUUUCUCUCUUUUUAUUUAUAUAUCAUGUUUUAAUCUUUUAAAAGAUGUGUGACUAAUGCAGGAAUACUUUGUCUAUAAUUUUUAGGAAACAUAUUUAGUGAUUUUAAAUGUUUCCUAGCAUGUGCCUUACUUUAUGACCGACCUACCUUCCUUUCUUUCUUUCUUUCUUUCUUUCUUUCUCUUUCUUUCUUUCUUUCUUUCUUUUUCUUGCAAAGCUUGUAAUCACUUGAGUACAAUUUGGGAAGAUGCACAGAUUCUAUAUAAAUCAAUUAAGAGUUUUUUAAAAAGGAUCAGUCAUCUGAAUAGAAAAACCAUUAUGUUUAAUGGAAAAUGGCAGCUUCCAAUUUCAAAAGUACUUAUUGACAUUGAAUUCCAUUUACAUAUCAUAAAAACUUGAACCAUUUUCUCUGAGUAGGAAUGGACAGGCAGAUUUGAGACCUUUUCUCCUAAAGCCCAUAAUGCCCUUACUUCUGCCAACUCAGCAUUGUUAUUUUGGAACAACUUUCUCUUCAUCUUUCAAUGGAGAAAAAUAUGUACUCCUUCAUCUUAUCAGUUAUUCCUAACGCAAGUACACUGGCACAUGAUUUUCAACCUGCUUAGGUCUUACCCUGACCAAAAUAACACUGGACAGGAGUGCUACAUUCCCCACAUUCUAUAUUCAUGGUAGAGAUUGCUAAAGCAUUCUUAGAACUAAUUCUCACCAAUUGUGUGUGUGUGUGUGUGUGUGUGUGUUUGGAAAAAUGAGGACACAGUGCAUCAAAGAAGAAACUUACUCAAGGUCAUAACAGCUAAAAAGCAGGAGAACCAAGAUUCAAAUACGGUUCAACUUUUCUUCCAAAAUCUCUCACUUAAUCAUUGUCUUUUAAUUACUCAUACCAUUGGUGAAAUGUCAUUGCAUUCCUGUGACAUGUUUGACAAUUUAUAACAAUAUAGAUGUUUUUGUAGGAGUAAAGAAGGUGAGCCAGACAGUGGAAAAUAGGAGAUUACAGACAAUGAGAAUGUCAGGAAGCAAGGAAAGGAAGAGUGAAGAAGUUCCUAAAGAUGCUGUGGGUAAAGAAGAUACAUCAUCAUUAACUGAAAUUGUAGAGGAACUUGCAAAACAACAAUCCCAAACAUCAGAAAUAGAAAGAAAUAAAAAAGUUCUGUUUCAUUUACAGGUGCAACAUAAGAGGUAUUAUGCAAUUCUUAAGCGUUUACGUUGUCAGGUGAACAAGCUUCAAUCAAAUAGAAGACAAUGGCAAUGGAACAUUCAACAGCUGGAAAAAACUGCAGCUGAACUAAGAAAAUGUGUUGGAAUGAAAGAGUGACAUUGCCAUCGGGCAAUGUGGAACACAGACCAUGACAACAAAACUUUGGGGACAGAAU
Messenger RNA from Marmota monax (woodchuck), 1388 nucleotides. Its product is annotated as coiled-coil domain-containing protein 122-like. The record is from RefSeq and is a predicted model, not a curated record. NCBI's taxonomy places the organism in Eukaryota, Metazoa, Chordata, Mammalia, Rodentia, Sciuridae. Bases 1016 to 1330 code for a protein of 104 amino acids. The transcript is spliced from 3 exons.